GGUAGUUACUUUUCUGCUCAUCCAUCUUCGUCUCCUUCCUCCCCUAUUCAAUUCUUCUUCUCUCACUUCCCAUCUCUCUCUCUCCUUAAAAACCCCAACUUUCUCUCCUCAUCCUCACCAAUCUUUUCUCAAUGGAGAUCUGCACUUACUUCAAAUCCCAACCCACAUGGCUCCUCCUCCUCUUCCUCCUCGGCUCCCUCUCCCUCCUCAAGUUCACCUUCACCCUCCUCACCUCCCUCUACAUCUACUUCCUCCGCCCCGGCAAAAACCUCCGCCGCUGCUACGGCUCCUGGGCCAUCAUCACCGGCCCCACCGACGGCAUCGGCAAAGCCUUCGCCUUUCAGCUCGCCCACAAAGGCCUCAACCUCGUCCUCGUCGCCCGCAACCCCGACAAGCUCAAACACGUCUCCGACUCCAUCACGUCCAAGCACCCCAACACCCAGAUCAAGACCGUCCUCAUGGACUUCUCCGGAGACAUCGACGGAGGCGUGGGGAGGAUCGAGGAGGCGAUCGAGGGUCUCGAAGUCGGGAUCUUGAUCAACAACGCUGGGGUCUCGUAUCCGUACGCUAAGUAUUUUCACGAGGUUGAUGAGGAGCUGCUUGGGAGCUUGAUUAAGAUUAAUGUUGAAGGGACGACGAAGGUUACGAAGGCUGUGUUGGGGAAUAUGCUGAAGAGGAAGCGUGGGGCGAUUGUUAAUAUGGGUUCUGGUGCUGCUGCUCUUAUCCCUUCUUAUCCUUUCUACUCUGUUUAUGCCGGCGCUAAAACGUACGUGGAUCAGUUCUCAAAGUGUCUCCAUGUUGAGUACAAGAAGAGUGGGAUUGAUGUUCAAUGCCAGGUGCCCUUGUACGUUGCGACAAAAAUGACUAAGAUUAGGAGAGCGUCUUUCUUAGUGGCAUCUCCAGAGGGUUACGCAAAGGCAGCACUGCGUUUUGUAGGCUACGAACCACGUUGCACACCUUACUGGCCUCACGCACUCAUGGGUUAUGUUGUCUCUGCAUUGCCCGAAAGCGUCUUUGAAUCCUUCAACAUUAAGAGGUGUCUCCAGAUCCGGAAGAAGGGCAUGCUUAAGGACGCCUCCAGUAAAAAAGAAUGAAGCGUUUUUUGAGGGCUGCAAGAUCGUCUUCUGCAGUUGGUUUCUCCAAAGUUUAUGUUCUAUAUCUUUGUCAGACUUGUAUGCUUUAGUUUCCGAUGUUCCUUAUUUUAAAAUUAAAAACUAACGUGCACGUAUCAUCGAUAUCCUGCCUGUUUUUUUUCUUUUAUUUAAAUAAAAUUGAAUGUUGGAAAAAAAUGAAUUGGAUAGCAUUUGAAUGUGUUUUGCU
Raphanus sativus (radish) is the source of this 1320-nucleotide messenger RNA. RefSeq names its product very-long-chain 3-oxoacyl-CoA reductase 1-like. NCBI's taxonomy places the organism in Eukaryota, Viridiplantae, Streptophyta, Magnoliopsida, Brassicales, Brassicaceae. The transcript is spliced from 3 exons. The record is from RefSeq and is a predicted model, not a curated record. Gene Ontology annotation, molecular function: ketoreductase activity. Bases 132 to 1094 code for a protein of 320 amino acids. Gene Ontology annotation, cellular component: endoplasmic reticulum.